Messenger RNA from Aspergillus ochraceoroseus IBT 24754, 735 nucleotides. Its product is annotated as oxidoreductase, short chain dehydrogenase/reductase family. Lineage: Eukaryota; Fungi; Ascomycota; Eurotiomycetes; Eurotiales; Aspergillaceae. The record is from RefSeq and is a predicted model, not a curated record. Bases 1 to 735 code for a protein of 244 amino acids. The transcript has 4 exons.
AUGGCCACCAAACCGUUCGCGAUCAUCGCUGGUGUCGGCCCCGGUACUGGAGCCAGCAUCGCCCGGAAAUUUGCCCAGGCGUACUCUGUUGUUGUUCUGGCCCGGAACGCAGCAAACUACAAGCCUCUAGUACAGGAGAUCAACUCCUCUGGCGGACAGGCCCUCGGCAUCAGUUCCGACCUUUCAGACUCAGAGAGUGUCAAAUCCGCAUUUAAGCAGAUCUCCCAGCACCAUGCAAGCUCGCCUCUUGCGGCAGCGGUGUUCAACGUGGGCGGGGGAUUCGUAAAGAAGCCGUUUCUCGAACUUACCGAAGAGGAGUUCACACUGGGCUACCGGAGCCAGGGACAAGGAGGAUUCAACUUUGCACAGACUUCUCUCCCUCUCCUCCUACAGGCGAAGGGAUCAUUGCCACACCCCCCAACCUUGAUCUUCACCGGAGCCACCGCGAGUGUGAAAGGCUCGGCGACCUUCGCGACCUUUGCAACUGGGAAAUUUGCCCUGCGUGCCCUGGCCCAGUCGCUCGCGCGCGAGUUCGGGCCCCAGGGCGUGCACGUCUCGCAUGUUAUCAUCGACGGCGUGAUCGAUACCCCCAGGACCAAGGCAUGGGCGAAUGAGCACGAAGAUGGGAAGCUUGAUCCGGAUGCGAUCGCGGAUGCAUACUGGCAUUUGCAUACGCAGCCCCGCACGACGUUUGGAUUCGAGUUGGAUCUUCGGCCGUAUGUGGAGAAGUGGUAG